GUCAAAUUGAUAUUUAAUAGUUUCUUGUUAUCAAAAUUUUAAUUUUUAAGAGAAAAAAAAAGAUAUGGAUGACGAUACUUGUGAACAUCACCCAAGGUAUCUUAAUCAAAUAAAAGCUAAGAGCGUGUCUCAGCCAGGAGAUGAAAAAUAUACUACUAGUACUUUAAUUCGAGAUGAAUUAGAGUAUGCUUCUAAUUAUAGAGCUGUCCAAAAGAGGAUACCAAGGAAAGAAGUGUAUCCAAAAAAUCGUCCCUUUGAACUACCUUUCGAAUUAUGUCGUUUAAAACAAUUGCAAAAAAGAAAGAAAAAGAAAGGUGACCAUGUGGAGAAGCUUACUAAAAAACCUACAAUGCUAGAAAGAAGUAUAAUGAGCCAGGAUGAAUAUAUGAGAUGGUUGGCAAUGCCGAACAUUAAAAAGAAAGGAUCUGAUCCUAAACCAAAAAAAGUGAAAAGAUGUCAAAUGUCGCCAUGUCCGCCACGAUGUGUUCAGCUGUCUGCACCUCCCAAGCGAAGAGUUUUGUCUACUUGGACUGAAUACCAAGAUAAACUGCCAGCUGAGGUAUUGCUAAGGUUUCAACAAAUGUUGCACACUGAUCAAAAUCUGAAACUAAGGGAUGCUGAUUAUUAUUAUAAAAAGAUAGACAAAAGAAAAAGGCGAUUGGCUAAGAGAAAAAAACGUUUACGUCUCAAACGGAAACUUAAUAAAGAGAGGGGCAAAUAUGCGUGGAUUGGUGAAAAUAUCAGCGACACCACUAGAGCUAUUCUGGAGUAUCUUAGACAAGAACCACUGUAUUCAUUAAAUUAUAAACAACUAUUAUUAUCGGAUCAAAUUCUAAAUAUAUUAGAUGAGAAAAAUGUAUUAUCAAAACCAUCAAGAACAAGCAAAAAUACUUAUCAGAAAUGUUUUAUUGAGACCAGCGAUAAACUAGCUGUGUGGAUGGAUACUCUAACAAAGUUUGUUGAUGUGCAAGCAGUCGAAAGUGCUGAAGAUAUUCCACCUAUAACAAUAUCUACUUUAAUACCCGAAGAGGAAGAGGAAGAGGAAGAAAUAGAAGAAGAAGUAGAGGAGGUGGAAGAAGGAGAAGACGAGUUUAUAACUGAAGAAGAGGAAGAAUAUGAAGAAAGUGUAAAAGUUGAAUACGAGGAUGGAAGAGAUAUAGAAAAGGAAUAUGAACAGGAAGAAAUAGCGGAAGAACGAGAUCACAUUGGUGAAAUAGAAGCAGAAGAUGGAGAGGAAGGAAUGAUUUACGAUAAAGAGGAAUUUGAAAAAAGAACAGCUGAAGUCGAUGAAAAAAUAGACCAUCUAGAAUCUGGCGAAGAGGGAGAAGCUGACUUCGACGAUAAAAAGGAAAGCGGAAUCAUCGAACCAGGAGAAAAAGAAAAGCUAUCCGAGGAAGUAAUAGACUUAGGUCCGUUGGAUAUCGGCGAAGAAUUUGGCGAAGAAUACAUAGGUAAAUUACCCGAUGACCAUGAAAAAGAUAAAUAUGAAGAGAUGGAUUUAGAUUUGUUAAAAGCGCUGAUACAAAUAUACGAAGAACGAAGUCCUUCAGAUUACUUACGAAAUCAGGUACAACAUUUCCCAGGUUAUACAUACGAAGAAAUUCUUAAAAAAAUGAAAGAUAUAACACUGGAAAAAGAAGGUCCGAAAAAGUCGAAACUUGAAGAAGCUAUGAUUCAAUGGCUUAGAGAUGUUGCUCCGGAUCAAGUAAAUGAGCGGAAUCUAAAAGCCAUACAUGAAUAUGCCUGUGCUCUGUUAGCCGAACUGAAAAAACGAGGAUGGAGUGAAGAAGACAUCGAUAAACUAGGGCCGUUCAUUGAAGGGGAAGAUGCAGGUAUUGACGUUGUUAAAGAGAUAGAAGAAAUUAUCAGAGAAGGAGAAUCUGAAGGCCAAAAACAGAUAGACACAUUAUAUCCUAUAGGGGAAGAAGAUUUUGAACAAAUGGAAAUAUCCGAAGGGGAAGGCAAGAUUGCAGUAGACACGGGUAUUGUACGAGUAGAUUCCAAAGACAAAGACAAGGAACUGGGUGAAUAUAUUUAUGGACAUAAACCUAGCGUUGUUAGAGAUCAUUGCCUAGAUGCUAUUUGUUGUCUGACGCUAAAGAUUUGGGCUGUAUGGUUAUUGGAAGUUAUACACAACGCUCAUACAUGGACGAAAUGGAUGCACGAAAUAAUUGGAAGCGUUAGAAGUUAUGCCAGCGUUGUUAGAGGUGACGUGAAAGAUGCUAAUGGGAAAACCAAAGUUCUGUUAAAAUCAGACUGGGAAAAGUUUGUGAAAGAAACAGAGAAAAAAGUAAUUGCAUGGAGGCAAUACAGCGCCCAUGUAAAUGAUUUGUCAAACGAGAUUAUUGAAAACUUUAGGAAUAAAGAAGUGUACUGUUGUCCAAAAUGUUUACAGGACCACCUCAUUAAAAAUGUAGUUACUGCCCACAAUACAUUUGCAGCCUUAACAGAAGCUAUGAAUUGUGCACAAUAUUGGCGACGGUGUUUGGAUGACUUGGUAGAGACAACAGCUUCGAUUACAGUCCCAGAAGAUAAAGAACAAGUCGGUAGCAGUAGCAGUAGUGAAGAAUCAUUAGAAGCAGAUGAAAUUGAAGAAUUAAGUAUUGAGAGUUCUGACUCCGAUGACGAUGAGUCUAUUUAUGAAUUGGAAGAAAUUCGGAGAUAAAGUCAAGCCAGAUAAUGAUAAAAUAUUUAUUUUCAAAAAUAUUAAAAAUAUUUUUCGGAAA
This is a messenger RNA of Diabrotica virgifera virgifera (western corn rootworm), 2726 nucleotides long. RefSeq lists its product as uncharacterized. NCBI's taxonomy places the organism in Eukaryota, Metazoa, Arthropoda, Insecta, Coleoptera, Chrysomelidae. The record is from RefSeq and is a predicted model, not a curated record. The coding region runs from base 65 to 2665 and encodes 866 amino acids. The transcript is spliced from 12 exons.